GCUUCGCGUCUGCGCUGCUGCUGCUAUUUCCAUUUCCUUUGCAUCCAUUUCCGGGGGGACAGAGCGGAGGGGUCGCCUGCGUUGCUUCGCGUGGGUAGCGUGCUUCGUUUAGUAGGCCUCUCGCCAAUUUCCGAGGUCGACGGCGACGUGCGCUCGGCGGACGGGCAGACAAAAUCUAGAGAGCCUUGGGCUUGUUGCCAGGCGCGCCUGUACGUAACGUACGCGCCGUUGUGGGAGACAGCCACUUGCUCUCGCCUCCAAUGGCCGAGAUCUGCUGCGAGGAAGCCAAGUCCACGCCGGCAACCGCCGUGGCUGCGGCUUCAGUCUCCGCGGCGGCCGCCGCCGUGGCAGUCGCCUCCUCGGCGUUGGAGAGGAGGCGACGCAGGUUGGAGAUGAGGAGGUUCCGCGUCGCGACUGAUCCCGAGGCGCCGGUCGCGGAGGACGUCCGCGCUACCAAGCGGCAGAGGCUGCUGGCGCGCACGGUGUCCGGCUCCUGCCCCGACGCGGGCUCGGACUCCGACAGGCCGGCCCUGCCGGAGCGGUUGCCUAGGUACGGGGUCACCUCCGUCUGCGGCCGACGGCGCGAGAUGGAGGACAUGGUCUCCAUCAGGCCGGACUUCCUGCCCGGCACCAGCACGCAACACUUCUUCGGCGUCUUCGACGGCCACGGCUGCUCCCACGUAGCGACGCUGUGCCAGGACAUGAUGCAUGAGGUGGUCGCGGACGAGCACAGGAAGGCUGGUUGUGGCGAAGAGACGGCGUGGAAGGGCGUCAUGGAGAGGAGCUUCGCGCGAUUGGACGAGCAGGCCGCCAGCUGGGCGACCAGCCGCAGCCGCGACGAGCCCGCCUGCCGGUGCGAGCAGCAGAUGCCCUUGCGUUGCGAUCACGUGGGGUCCACCGCCGUGGUCGCCGUCGUCAGCCCCACACACGUAGUCGUCGCCAACGCCGGCGACUCCCGUGCCGUCCUCUCCCGCGCCGGCGUCGCCGUUCCGCUCUCUGUCGACCACAAGCCUGAUCGACCUGACGAGCUGGCCCGCAUCGAGGCGGCGGGCGGCCGCGUCAUUUACUGGGAUGGUGCUCGUGUUCUCGGCGUCCUCGCCAUGUCUCGAGCCAUAGGCGAUGGAUACCUAAAGCCGUUCGUGUCGUCGGAGCCGGAGGUAACGGUGACGGAGCGCACCGACGACGACGAGUGCCUGAUCCUGGCCAGCGACGGCCUGUGGGACGUCGUGACCAACGAGAUGGCGUGCGAGGUCGUCCGGGCGUGCUUCCGCAGCAACGGCCCGCCGCAGGCGCCGGCCGCUCGGCCGAACGGCGUGGCUGCCCUCCCGGCAGCCGACGCGGACGACGAGAACGGACCCGCGGUUGUCAAGGGCGUGAGCAAGGAGGAUUCCGACAGGGCGUGCUCCGACGCGGCCAUGCUGCUGGCGAAGCUGGCGCUGGCCCGGCGGAGCGCCGAUAAUGUUAGCGUGGUCGUCGUGGAUCUCCGCCGAGGCAUAUGAUGAUCCUUGGAGCAGAGCAAAAUCAUAUGCUCCAUGAUUGCUUUCUUUUAGCCCUUUUCGAAAUCCAACCUAAUUUCUCCCCCAUUUUUCCCAUCCUUCUGUUUUGAUUUAGUAUUAAUAGUAGUUACUAAUCAGAUGAAUAUAGACGCUUCUCAAACGAGGUACUAAAGCUAAUCAGGAACAAGGAACAAAAAAACAGCGAAUUGUUGGA
Sorghum bicolor (sorghum) is the source of this 1710-nucleotide messenger RNA. Its product is annotated as probable protein phosphatase 2C 9. Lineage: Eukaryota; Viridiplantae; Streptophyta; Magnoliopsida; Poales; Poaceae. The transcript is spliced from 4 exons. Gene Ontology annotation, biological process: protein dephosphorylation. The record is from RefSeq and is a predicted model, not a curated record. Gene Ontology annotation, cellular component: cytosol; nucleus. Bases 261 to 1499 code for a protein of 412 amino acids. Gene Ontology annotation, molecular function: cation binding; protein serine/threonine phosphatase activity.